Pristis pectinata (smalltooth sawfish) is the source of this 3068-nucleotide messenger RNA. Its product is annotated as sorting nexin-10-like. NCBI's taxonomy places the organism in Eukaryota, Metazoa, Chordata, Chondrichthyes, Rhinopristiformes, Pristidae. The record is from RefSeq and is a predicted model, not a curated record. Gene Ontology annotation, biological process: intracellular protein transport. Bases 125 to 541 code for a protein of 138 amino acids. Gene Ontology annotation, molecular function: phosphatidylinositol binding. The transcript is spliced from 6 exons.
AUUUAUUUGACGCCAUGUGACUCGGGCACUGUAGUCCCAGCACGAACCGAGGUAAGGAGGCGGGCGCGGGUUGUGCGAGUGCCGGCGAGGCAGAGCCGAGGAGAGCGGAUUUCAACUAGAAGUAAUGGAAAACCAGAUGAAGAAUGAGAGAAAGGAAUUCAUCACCGUGUGGGUUCGCGAUCCAAGAAUCCAGAAGGAAGAUUCCUGGCAGUCGUUUGUAGAUUAUGAAAUCUGUCUUCAUACCAAUAGUAUGUGUUUUACAAAGAAGACGUCCUGUGUUAGAAGACGUUACAAGGAAUUUGCUUGGCUUAGGCAACGACUACAAGACAAUGCUGUGUUGAUAAGUUUACCAGAGAUUCCUCCUAAAAUCCCCUUUUUUAGUGCCAGUAAUACGCAGCUUGUGGAGCAACGUCGCCAAGGCCUUCAGGAAUUCCUAGAGAAAGUAUUGCAGAGCAACAUCCUCCUUUCGGAUAGUAGAUUGCAUCUCUUCUUGCAGACGCAGCUAAGCACCACAGAGAUCGAGGCUGUGUCUCGGGUCUGACCGACUACCACAGUUACAGAUGCUAUUCAUAGGCAUGCAGACGUCCAACCGAAGGUUCCUGCUGAAGAAGCAUAGAAAGUAAAGAUCUAUUUAGAUUUAAGUUGAAAGAUUUUUAAUCCAGCUAUAUUUUUCCGACAAAAGCAUUGUUAAUUGACCUCAUUGUUAUAGAGCUGUGACAGCUCAUCAUAGAAAGCUGCUCACACCUACACACUGAGUUAAUGAAUGCAGUGAAAAUUCAAUUAUCUGUAUUCUGAUUAUCUGAAUUUCAUUUUGUUAGACUUGGGUUAUUUCCUUUUAAAUUAUCUAGCAAAAAAUAUCAGACUCUACUACAAACACCUAAUUAAAAGACAAAUUUCCUGUCUCUCUGAGACUGGAGAUAAUUAAGGUUCUCCUCUGUUACUCAGGCUUUAACUGUGUUGUAGAAACCAAUUUCCUCUUUAUUAUUUUAUUUCAUCAGCACUUCAUCCUCGGGGCUUGGAAAUGGCAGCAGUGACAACAAUGUGAAGUCGUAAAAGAUGAAAAUUGCAAGGAUCUGUUUUGUGGCUCAUUUUCUGUUUUGGGCAUGUGUUCCAAAUCUGCUGUCUAGACUGUUGUUCUCCAAAUCUAAAUCAUCCAAAUAGACCUCAUUUGCAAAAGAAAUUUGUGGAAGCUUGUAGUUUGAUGCAGUGUUUUUUCUGUGUAGAUACUAAAGUCUGACUCUGAGCCAUUGUAUUUUAAUUGCGGCUUCUGGAAUGAAGAGGAAGGAAAAGCCUUAAGAAAUUUGGGUUUUUUUUUGCAGGACAUGUUCGAUUGCAGAAAGCACCAAAAAUAAACGACUGCAAUGAAUUAGAGAGAAUCUAAAUAUAAUUGAAAUCAUAAAAUAUAUUUGAUGUAUCUUUUUUUUCUGAACAGAACUCAAACUUGAACUAUUUAAUUGCACCAUAUGUGGGGUGUGAGUUUGUAUUAUGCAUGCUAUUAAUGGCAAUCCAAAGUUACCAUGGUUGUCUUUAAUACAAGAGCUGUUGAAGAAAAUAUUGUUGUUACACAUGGGAAAUGUCAUUCAGUCAAUCAUAAAUCACUCCUGGAUUAAUUUAUGGAAAUUAAUCAUUCAGUGUCUUGAUUUAAUAACUUAUUUGCUAUGCAAACUUAUUGCUUUCAGUCUGUGAUUCUCGUUGUAUUUGAUAAAGAUAGCAAAAUUCACUGUGGAGGAAAAGUAACUCUUUCUGCUAUAGCUUUUCUGCUCCAUUGAAGCAAUUUAUAUUUUUGAAAUCCAAGCUUUUUUUAAAAAUCAUUUAGUGCUACAACAUUAAUUAGGGCAUUGUUGGUGUACUGCACUUCUGUUGACUAUUAUCCUGAAGAUCAAAUUCACAUUUUACUUGACAAUGUAGAAAAUUGACCGUUUCAUUUACUUAUCAGACCACUGUUACUUUAACUCUUUACAUGGAAUUUUAGUUGGGAUUACUGGUUUGGCUUUGUUCAGAAUGUAUUCUCUUGUUCCUUGCAACAUUUGUUUUCGGUCAUCAAGUUGCUAAAUACCCUAAGGUCAGAUAAUAAUUCCAUUUUUCUCCUGACUAGGAAGGUAGCGUAUUUGGGUAAAGGAAUGUUGAUCUAGCUGCUUAUUGCUAACUAGCAAUCCUUACUUUUGAAGUGCAUGUGCUUGCAUUGUUCUGAUACCCUUCUGGACGAAAGCCAAUAAAUAAAUAACUGGUUCCAUGCUUCACAUGAAAAUGGCCACUUGGUGAGAUAACAAUGAGUGAGCACGACUUAUGGAACCUUGACACAGCAGGGGGGAGUUAUCCUUAUGGAGGGGAGAAAGUUGAUUGGCUGUGUAUUGUAAAUGAGCUUUUUAUUUAAAAAAGUAAACCGUUAAUUUCCUAUUUUGCAAUGUCAGUGUUGUCCCCAAAACGUUUUAAUUUUUCCAUCUUUUGAUUACAGAUAUUGAAGUUAUCUUGUGGUUUAUGGGUCUUAGGAAGCAAUAUAACUAUGAGCAGCCUAAUUCUUUAACUAAUUGCCCAGGGGAUAGAACUCUUUGGGUUUCUUUUCUAUCCUGAUCUUAUCAAGAAAGUUAACAUGUUUGAGGGAAGCGGUUACUAGCUUAUUUUGACUAUAUUGAUUCCUCCAUAUUGUAGUAAGCUGGUUCUGAAAUACUAACUUUCUCCCUACCUCCACAGAUGUACCAUGACCUGCCGAGUAUUUGCAGUAUUUUCUUUUUUAUUAAACUGAAAUUGGAUUUUCUCAUUACUAAAGAGAACACUUUAUUAAAGUGCAUAAUUAUCAUACCAUUAUUUGACUCCUUGAUAUUGAGAAUUUGCAUUUGUCUUUGAGUUUUUUGAAUAUAUAGUUAAUUAUUUAGCCUGCUAGCCAUGAGGCUGUUGUCUGUGAGAACUCAAACUGUGCAAUUGAGGUUAGUUUUGCAGAAAAUUGGAGAAUGAGAAAAGCUGGAAGUUUACUAGAUGUCUGGGAUGCUGUACUUAAUUUGUAUAAAAGUUUUAUCAUUUAAUGUCAAUGUUCAUGGAAUUGUGCAAUCCUGUACUUAAUAAAUCAAUUA